This is a messenger RNA of Verticillium dahliae VdLs.17, 1221 nucleotides long. Its product is annotated as mRNA cap methyltransferase. The record is from RefSeq and is a predicted model, not a curated record. The transcript has 3 exons. Gene Ontology annotation, biological process: 7-methylguanosine mRNA capping. Gene Ontology annotation, cellular component: nucleus. NCBI's taxonomy places the organism in Eukaryota, Fungi, Ascomycota, Sordariomycetes, Glomerellales, Plectosphaerellaceae. Gene Ontology annotation, molecular function: mRNA 5'-cap (guanine-N7-)-methyltransferase activity. The coding region runs from base 1 to 1221 and encodes 406 amino acids.
AUGGCCGACGAUCGGUACGGCGACGAGGAAAAUCCCCAGCCAUACAGCGCCAACAACCUCGACCCCCCCAGAAAGCGAAAGGCAGAGAACACAGAAGAACUUCCGCAACCUUACAACGCGAAGGAGCUCCAGCCCGCUAAACGCCGAGCCAUGUCGCCAAACGAGCACCAACCCCGCAAGCAGAAGCGUCCGGGCGCGCGCGCGCGCAUCUCCGAAGCCGAGCGAGAGGCCAUCCGCCAGCGAGCCCUCGAGAGAGAUCGCGCACUUGAAGCUGCCGCCUUGGCUGCACCUCUCGAGCCCCGUCAACGAGGCAUCAACGAUGUCGUGACGCAGCAUUACAACAGCGUCCCCGAACGAGGGCGCGAUUGGAGGAGAACCGACAGUAAGAUCAAGGGCCUCCGAUCUUUCAACAAUUGGGUCAAGAGCUGCAUCAUUCAGAAAUUCUCGCCUGACGAGGACUAUACUCCUGCGUCACGCGAACAGGGACGCUCGGGCGGCCACGAGCUGCUCGUUCUCGACAUUGGGUGCGGCAAGGGCGGCGACUUGGGCAAGUGGCAACAGGCACCUCAGCCCGUGCAGCUCUACGUUGGUCUUGACCCCGCCGAUGUCAGUAUCGACCAGGCGAGAGAGCGCUAUCGUCAGAUGAGCAGUCGUGGUGGAGGCGGACGUGGUGGUAGGGGUGGCCACAGGCGGCCCCCUCCCCGCAUACAAACGACUGCCAGUUCCAUGUCAAAGACUGCUACGGGAGGUCGUCUGGUUGGAUGCAUCCCCAAUUCUGACGUUCUAGGAGAGCAUAGAACCCCCGAGCCACCCGCCGAGGCCGAGGACGGUGAACUGGAGGAGGGCGAGGCUGAGGAGACCGCCGAAUGGGGCAACAGCAUCUACCGUGUCCGAUUUCCCGGCAAGACCCCCGAAGACGGCAUUUUCCGUCCUGCGUUCGGCUGGAAGUACAACUUCUUCCUCGACGAGGCCGUGGAGGAGGUUCCCGAGUACGUCGUGCCGUGGGAGGCGUUCCGUGCUCUGGCCGAAGAUUUCAACCUCGAGCUGCAGUACCAGAAAAACUUCAUGGAUGUCUGGAACAGCGAGAAGGAUGACCCCACGCUCGGUCCAUUGAGUGAGAGGAUGGGUGUGAGGGAGCGCGGCGGCGGCGACCUCCUGGUUUCGCCAGACGAGCAGGAAGCUGCGAGCUUCUACAUUGCCUUCUGCUUCUACAAGGUCUAG